AGUGGCAAUACGACGGCGAUUCAGACACAACAAUCAAAACCCCAAAACCCCUAGCCAUCAAAAGCUCUGACAAUCUUCAGGCUCAUACCACAGCACCAACAUUGGUUCACUAGAAAAGAAAAAAAAAAGGAUGGGCAGAGCCGAGAAAGAGCAACUGAACAAAACCCUGAAUUCCCACCUCAACACCAUCCAUGAAACCUUACAGGUGUUGGAUCAAAGCCCAGCUUCUUCUCUUGACAAAGUGAGUUGGGAGGAGGUGAUCAAAAUGGGUGACCAAGUCUCCAAGCAAGCUACCAUGGCUGGAAUGCUUUGGACUGGAGAAACACCGGAAGUUAAAGCACUUGAGGAGAACAUGGAAGCAUACUUCAAUAUACUGCAGGGCUUCCUUCUGCUUUCCCAUGGAAGUUUAGUGCGUGCAGGGCCUACUCUGUCUUCCUCUAUACAUAAAUCCGCAAAACAAGUUGUUGAUAGCAGUUUUAAGUUGUUCAUGGAAUCUGUCUCUUCAUAUGGAUCUCACAAAAAAGACCAAAAACUCUCAAUCCCACAGUUGGUUGGUUCGGUAUGGAACUCAUGUUCUGCUCUUAAAAAGACUCCUUCUACAAAUGUCACAGCCAUUGGGCGAGGUAUGACACAAGUUGCAGUUUCUAUAAAGGAUGUUCUUCGUGAGAUGAAGGAGCUUAAGCCAGGUUCCUCUGACCCAACAGAUGAAACUUAUGAACAGGCUUCUAACAACGCAGAAAGCGAGCCCCAAGAUGAUGACAAUUCAUGUGAGGAUGAGCUAGGCAAUGACCUGUCACCUGAAGAGAUGAAAGUUGCCCAGUCAGCAAUUGGGGUUGUGUCUGAAACGCUUGUAGUUAUUAAGGAUCUUAUUCGCACCAUCACAGGUUUGCUUGAACUGGAAAAUCCAAAUGACUGCAGUAAUUUUGUGGAUUGUUUGGAGAAAUUGUUGAAGCUGUGUCAAGGAAUUGGAGAACAGAUUGAUGAGCUCGGAGCUUGUCUUUACCCCCCACAAGAGGUUCCAGCUAUGAAGGCCACUUCUGAGAAAAUCUUCAGCAUCAUAGAUGAUAUGCAGGUAGAGCUGGAAAAUCUUAAAGGACCAUCGGAAGGUUUUAUUCAGGCAUGUAAUGGUUUGAGGGGUUCACUGAGACUGUUUGAAUCUGAACUAGCUUGUCCUACUACUGCUGAUCUGGAAGCCAAAAUGCAGAACAUUGCCUUGAGUAGUUGAGUCCAAGGGACUUUUACCGGUGUGGUAUUUUGUAAUUUGUUAUGAACCAGGUGUUGGAUAAAUUAUUUAAAGUAGUUUAGUGAUACAAUAAAUCUUCCUAGAUAGAUUAGUAUUGUUAUUUGUUUGUAUUUAGAUAGAUUAGUAAUACAUUAGAGGGAGCACUUGCCAAAAAAUUCGCAUUUGAAGAUAAAAGGAUCAGUGAAGUGAAAAAGAUAAAUCAAAGAGAUCUUCUCGUGAUUUCGAA
This is a messenger RNA of Quercus lobata, 1469 nucleotides long. RefSeq lists its product as uncharacterized. Gene Ontology annotation, cellular component: nucleus. The record is from RefSeq and is a predicted model, not a curated record. Bases 131 to 1225 code for a protein of 364 amino acids. Lineage: Eukaryota; Viridiplantae; Streptophyta; Magnoliopsida; Fagales; Fagaceae. The transcript is spliced from 4 exons.